Penicillium atrosanguineum is the source of this 381-nucleotide messenger RNA. RefSeq names its product Pseudouridine synthase RluC/RluD. Bases 1 to 381 code for a protein of 126 amino acids. The transcript has a single exon. The record is from RefSeq and is a predicted model, not a curated record. Lineage: Eukaryota; Fungi; Ascomycota; Eurotiomycetes; Eurotiales; Aspergillaceae.
AUGUCAAACCCUCCCUCAUCCAACGUCCUCAUGGACUUCCUAAACGGCUCCUUCAACGGAGAUCCCGCCGACGCCCGAGCAUUCUGCGAACGCACCAUGACCCCCAACUUUGUCCGCCUCCAAGCCGGCGGCGACAGAACGGACUUCGAGCGGUCCGUAGAGAAAAUUGCCCAUUUCCGCGCGAACGGCAAAUGGGAUCCGUCGAUGAAGUUCUUCGCGCAGGACGGAAACAAGGUCUCUGCCCGAGUUGUUGGUGACGUGCAAAUUGGGGAUGAGCCGGCGAAGAAGUUGGAGUUGAUGAUUAUGGCGGAGAUGAAUGAACAGGGACUCUUUGAGAGGAUUUGGGAGCAGAUUGCUGAGUAUACUACAGGGGAGGAAUAG